Messenger RNA from Juglans microcarpa x Juglans regia, 899 nucleotides. RefSeq names its product pectinesterase inhibitor 3. The transcript has a single exon. Bases 120 to 713 code for a protein of 197 amino acids. Gene Ontology annotation, molecular function: enzyme inhibitor activity. Lineage: Eukaryota; Viridiplantae; Streptophyta; Magnoliopsida; Fagales; Juglandaceae. Gene Ontology annotation, biological process: negative regulation of catalytic activity. The record is from RefSeq and is a predicted model, not a curated record.
CCCCUAUUAAACCAACAACCACCAGCCGCGUCCAGUACUCCCACACUCUCACUCCCCUAACAUCCCUUUGGCUUUCAGAUCUACAGACACUCAAAAAACAGUGUCACACACUCUCACAAAUGGGAAUGGCUCGCCCAUUCUCAAUCCUUAGUACUACUCUCCUACUACUCUUCCUCUCCUCCUCCGCCACCGAAAGAAAAGCCCAAGACGAUAUCGUUCACUCAUCGUGCGUCCACGCCAGCUACCCCAAACUCUGCCUCCAAACGCUCUCUACCUGCUCGGACCACGCCUGCAAGACCCCUCGCGAUCUCGCUCAAGCCGCCGUCAAGGUCAGCCUCUCCCGGGCCCGCCGACUCUCCAGCUACCUCGCCCAAGUCCCCACCACCGGCGCCAACACGAGACAGCAAGCGGCCCUGCGCGACUGCGCGGAGCAGAUAUCGGACACGGUGGACGACCUGAGCAAGACGCUGAGCGAGCUGAAGCACCUGGGUCGAAGUGGCGAGGCGUUCCAGUGGCAGAUGAGCAACGCGCAGACUUGGGUGAGUGCGGCCUUGACGAAUGAGGAUACUUGUCUCGAUGGCAUUCCGUAUGUUGAUGACAAAAAGAUCAAGUCGGACGUGAGGCGUAAGAUCAAGAAUGUGGCUAAGGUUACGAGUAACGCCCUGUACAUGAUCAAUCGUCUCGAUGAGAGUCGUGGUCGUCGGGAUCCAUGAUCACGAUGAACAGUACUCCUCAUUAAUCAUGCAUGUGAUCUGUUCGAUCCCAUUUAUCAUAUCUGUGCAACUUCCUUAGUUUCAGUUUUUUUCUUUUUCUGAGUCUACCUAUAUAAUAGUGUCAGUGUAUUAUUGUGAUGUUACUACCAAAGUAAAUGUAAUGCAAUAGUAAUAUUUUUCUUCCAU